CAUUCACCCCGGUUCCUCUAGAAACCAACGGAACUUCUUGGUAAUCAUCCAAAAUGGGUAUCUCACGCGUUUCUGCUCUCAUUGCUGCGUUCGCCGUUCUCGCCGCUCAUUUUCUGAUCUCAUCGGCAACGGCCAUCGAUUUCUCCGGCGACAACGAGAUUCUCUUUGCUCCGACUAAAUCCGAGUGCCGAGGCUCAAUCACCGAGUGCUUUCUCGCUGGAAACUAUGACGAUUCCGGCUUCGGAAUGGAGUUCGAGAUGGACUCUGAGAUCAAUCGCCGAAUUCUAGCGACUACUCGCUACAUCAGCUAUGGUGCUCUGAGGAGGAACAACGUUCCUUGCUCCCGCCGCGGCGCUUCUUACUACAACUGUCGUCCAGGCGCUCAGGCGAAUCCUUACACCCGUGGUUGUAGCGCCAUUACUCGCUGCCGAAGUUAAUUUCUCGCUUCGUUCUUUUUUGGAUUUAGAUUCCUCGCCGUAUUCUAUCGGUUAGUACUUCUUGUGUUUAUACUAAAUAUACAUGUCGAUCGAGAAAUAAAAUCCAUACUGAUGAUUGAAAAUGUAAUUUAAAUCUGUUUCUCUGAGUCUUCUACAUGUUUUCCUUUAUUUUUUUGUUGUUUUCGUGACUGAUUCUGGAUAUUUCCAGAAACAUUUGUUCUUGCUUGCGAUUGCCAAUACAGUGAUAGGAAGAAACACAGUAUUCGUAUAAA
Molecule: messenger RNA, 709 nt
Organism: Cucurbita maxima (winter squash)
Lineage: Eukaryota; Viridiplantae; Streptophyta; Magnoliopsida; Cucurbitales; Cucurbitaceae
Product: protein RALF-like 33
Exons: 1
Coding region: 54-437 (127 amino acids)
Source: RefSeq, a predicted model, not a curated record